AUGAGGUCUCUGCCACCACGGCACAGCCUGGGACGGCGGGCAGCCUGGGACAGCGUGCUGGGAACAGAAGAUGAGAAGGAUCCCGUGCUGCAGCUUGGCCUGUGGUGCACGCCCCCUACUGGGAUUGAUCCUCCCCAUGCGCUUCCUCCGCAUGUGCCCUUUGAGGCGCUGGGGAAGGAAGAGAACAGGCAGAUUUUGGCUCAGAAGUCAGCCUCCCAGUCCGACUCGCACGACGAGGAGGUCUCCCCGACUCUGCCGAACCCCGUGGUGAAAGCCCGCUGCCGCCGCGGGGGCGUGAGUGCCGAGGUGUACACCGAGGAGGACGCCGUGUCCUACGUGCGGAAGGUCAUCCCCAAGGACUACAAGACCAUGACGGCGCUGGCCAAAGCCAUCUCCAAGAACGUGCUGUUUGCUCACCUGGACGACAACGAGAGGAGCGACAUAUUCGACGCCAUGUUCCCCGUCACGCACAUCGCCGGGGAGACCGUCAUACAGCAAGGGGACGAAGGCGAUAACUUCUACGUCGUUGACCAAGGGGAAGUGGACGUGUACGUGAACGGGGAGUGGGUGACCAACAUCAGCGAGGGCGGCAGCUUCGGGGAGCUGGCACUCAUCUACGGCACCCCCAGGGCGGCCACCGUGAAAGCCAAGACCGACCUCAAGCUCUGGGGCAUCGACCGGGACAGCUACCGCCGCAUCCUCAUGGGCAGCACGCUGCGGAAGCGCAAGAUGUACGAGGAGUUCCUCAGCAAGGUCUCCAUCCUCGAGUCCCUGGAGAAGUGGGAGCGCCUGACGGUGGCCGACGCCCUGGAGCCCGUGCAGUUUGAAGACGGGGAGAAGAUCGUGGUGCAGGGGGAGCCCGGCGACGACUUCUUCAUCAUCACGGAGGGCACAGCCUCCGUGCUGCAGCGCCGGUCCCCGAACGAGGAGUACGUGGAAGUGGGGCGUCUCGGACCCUCCGACUACUUUGGUGAGUGGGAGCGGCUCCCACACUCGGGGCCUGGGCGGGCAGCUUCUGGGGAGGCUCAGGGUGUGUUCGGGGGCAGCUGCUCACCCACCUGA
Messenger RNA from Myotis brandtii (Brandt's bat), 1062 nucleotides. RefSeq names its product protein kinase, cAMP-dependent, regulatory, type I, beta (gene PRKAR1B). The transcript has 12 exons. The record is from RefSeq and is a predicted model, not a curated record. NCBI's taxonomy places the organism in Eukaryota, Metazoa, Chordata, Mammalia, Chiroptera, Vespertilionidae. Bases 1 to 1062 code for a protein of 353 amino acids.